ACGGUUGCUGCCGCCGCCGCGCGAGGCGGAGCGGGGCGCGCGAGCCCCGCGGCCCCCCCUCCCCCACCCCGCCCCCCCCGUCCCUCCUCCCGCAUGGCGGCGGCGGCGGCGUGAGCGGAGAUGCUGCUGCUGUACGUGAUCCUGCUGUCGGCGCUGGCCGGCUCCUUCGUGACGCUGCUGCUGCAGCUGCUGCUGCUGUACCGCCGCAAGCCCGAGCCCCCCGGCGCGCCCCGCCGGCCCGGCCCGGGCCACGGCCGCGUGCUGCCCGAGCCCAGCCUGCGCGACUACCUGCAGGGCGGCGAGGCGGAGCCCGGCGAGGAGACGUGCCAUUUCCUCAAUGCCGUCUUCCUCUUCCUCUUCAGGGAGCUGCGGGACACGGCGCUGGUGCGGCGCUGGGUCACCAAGAAGAUCAAGGUGGAGUUCGAGGAGCUGCUGCAGACCAAGGUGACGGGCAAGGUGCUGGAGGGGCUCAGCCUGCGCGACGUCUCGCUGGGCGACGUGGUGCCCCUCUUCAAGGCCGUGCGGCUGCUGCGGCCCGUGGCGGCGGGCGCCGAGGGCUGCCCCGAGGAGCUGGGCUUCGAGGUGGACGUGGAGUACAACGGCGGCUUCCACCUCGCCAUCGACGCCGACCUGGUCUUCGGCAAGUCGGCCUACCUCUUCGUGCGCAUCUCGCGGGUCCUGGGCCGCCUCAAGCUGGUCUUCACCCGCCUGCCCUUCACCCACUGGUCCUUCGCCUUCGUGGACGACCCGCUCGUCGUCUUCGAGGUCAAGUCGCAGUUCGAGGGGCGGCCCAUGCCCCAGCUCACCUCCCUCAUCGUCAACCAGUUCAAGAAGGUCAUCAAGCGCAAGCACACGCUGCCCAACUACAAGAUCAGGUUCAAGCCAUUUUUUCCAUUUCAAGUAAUGUCACCUGAAGAGUAUGAAGAUCGGGAUCUCAGCAUACAAGAUUUUCCACUGACAGAAGGCCGACUUAAAGUUACAUUAAUAGAAUGUACCAGAUUACUAUUUUUUGGAUCCUAUGAAAGAGAAACAAAUGUUCACUGCACGCUGGAGCUGAGCAAUAAUGUUUGGGAAGAAAAGUCGAGGAGUUCCAUAAAAACAGCAGAACUAAUUAAAGGGAACUUACAAAGUGUUGGACUCACUCUGCGCUUAGUGCAGCCUAAAGAAGAAAUUGGAGGACAUGUUGUUGUUGAAACUGUUACACCAAACUCGCCUGCAGCAGCUGCUGAUCUCCAGCGGGGUGAUAGACUUAUAGCUAUUGGAGGUGUUAAAAUCACCUCAACUGUUCAAGUGUUAAAGCUUAUCAAGCAGGCUGGCGAUAGAGUUUUAGUCUUUUAUGAGAGGCCUGUGGGUUAUAAUCAGCAUGGUGCAGCGCUGCAAGAUGGCUUUGCACAGUUAGAGGAAUCUACUUUUUCAACACACCAAGAAGAGGACCAAGUUAGUGUUUUAACAGAUGCUGACAGCAAAGACUUGGAUUCUGAAUUUGAAGACCUAGCUUGUGAGAUAAAAUCACCUGAGCUGAAUGAAGAGAUUCUAACAACUCAGAGUCCUAAACGAUCAGUAGUAACAUUUGCUGCUAAACCACUUGGAACUAUAUCUCCAAUUCUAAAUCGCAAGUUACACUUAGGAAAUUAUCAAACAAAUUUAAAAACUCAACCAAAAGAUGGAGCCAAACCAUUAGCACCCAAAAGUUCUGAGAGCCAAGACCCAACACAGCAAUCAGUCAGACCGCCACAGGGAUCCGGUGCUAAACCUCCUGUCCCACCGAGACCACAGAUUAAACUUACUUUGUCUUCUAGUGAAACUCAAAUAGAAACUGGCGACAUAUCUUCUGAAAAACCAGAAAGGCCUCCUCCACCUGCAAAUAAUGGAGAUAAGUGUUCAGAGAAAAUAACAAAAAAUAGUGAUCAGGUAGAAGACCCAGCGCUAUCAAAAGUAACAGCUGUACCAAAACAAGAAAUAUUAAAAGAUCCAAUUUUAGAAAAUGCACGUGGUUCUAAGGAUAGCGGAGACGAUCAAAUAUGGGAAUCGCCAGAAAUUCCAUAUCGCAGCCGACAAGGUAGAUGGGCGAGGACAAGAGCAUCCUCCUGUAUAUAUGAAGUGGAAGGCUACCAUAAGUACCUUAAUGUUGCACUUUGGUGCAGAGACCCUUUCAAAAUGGGUGGGCUUAUCUGCUUAGGACACGUAAGUAUAAAACUUGAAGAAAUUGCUUUAGAUUGUAUAGCUACAUCAUCCAUGGAAUACAUCAGAACAUUUCGAUUAGACGCCCCUGCACCUAAAGCUGCCGUCACUAGAACUGCGUUGCGCAAUUUGACAGUGCAUAAGGGAUUCAAUGAAAAGUUUUGCUAUGGAGAUGUAACCUUGCACUUCAAAUAUUUAAAAGACGGUGAAGCUGAAGAUUCAAGCUUUCUGCUGGAACAAGAACGGGAGUCUAACUCGGAAGAAGAAAUUCACGCGCUUCCAAAAGAGCAUAUGUAUCUGGGACAAAUGGUGUUUACCGAAAACAAGCAUAACUUUCAAGAUACUCAGUUUCAGAAUCCAACGUGGUGUGAUUACUGCAAAAAGAAAGUUUGGACUAAAGCCGCUUCUCAAUGCAUGCUCUGUGCUUAUGUUUGCCAUAAAAAAUGUCAAGAAAAAUGUCUGACUGAAACUCCAUUUUGUGUAGCAGCUGAAAGGAAACUCGAUCGAACCAUGGGAGGCUUUAAAACGGAAAUCCAGGAAAAUCAGGCUCCUGCAUCCUCUCGCAUUGAUUCAGAAACCAAGUCUGUUAACAAAACAACAGGUUUAACAAGACAUAUUAUCAACACAAGCACUCGGUUUUUAAAUCUUCGUCAAGUCCCUAAAACUCGCCUCGCUGAACCAGGAACAGAUGCCGUAGAACCUUCUCCAAAGCACACACCAAACACUUCGGAUAAUGAAAGCAGUGACACUGAAAUCAGUGGUUCAAAUAGUCCUUCAAAACGUGCAACUAAAUUAGCAAGAAAGGAGGGAGGACUAGAUGACAGUGUCUUUAUUGCCGUUAAAGAAAUUGGCCGUGACCUCUAUAGAAGUUUGCCUACGGAGGAAAGAUUCCAGAAACUGGAGUUCAUGUUGGAUAAGCUACAGAAUGAAAUAGAUCAAGAACUAGAAAAUAACAAUUCACUGCUUAAAGAAGAAAAAGAAACAACUGAUGCAAGGAAGAAAGCAUUAAUUUCUGCUGCAUUGAUUAAAUCAGCUGAAAGACUGCAGGCGCUUACACUGCUCAUGAUCCACUACCGAGCAGGUAUUGAGGAUAUAGAAUCUUUAGAAAAUAUAUCUUUAGACCAGCAGUCCAAAAAAAUGACUAAAAACACAGAGGAAGCCAGCACUGCAGAAGAAAUGGAUCACGAAGAUGUCAAUCUGACAGAGGCUCCAACAUUAAACAGCAGCAUAUCAGAAGAACCACAUGACCCACCUCAAUCAGCAGACUGAUAUUUAGCCUUCAGAAGGAUGGACUGAAAAGAAUAUUUUGCACUUAAUCAAAAAACACAUCAGAGCUUAAUUAAACACUGGUAUAAUGUAUACAGCCAGCUUCUCCACGGUUACUUGCCUGUGCAAGAGUAUGGUUAGUAGAGGUUCUUUUCCAGCUACGGUACCACCAUAUUGUUAAACUGGCUGGUUCAAAUUGUGUUAGAAGUACAUUUUUGGGUUUAUACUGGGAGUUUAUUUUUAAUAAUUUAUUUUUAACUUUUUCUAAUUAUGUAACCUUAACAUUUCACGUUAAUGUAUGUGUGGUGUCUUUAGAGCAUUAUUGACCCUUCAGUUUGUUUGUUUUUCUUUGAACUAGUGUUUUGAACAGGAAACCGCCAGGAUUUCAAAAUGUUUCAUUUCCAUCAUGUGAUGAAAAAGUUAUAAGCUUGCUGCAUGCCUAACCUGGUGACAACACAGCAGUCAUUAAGGGACCGGGUUUUGAAAUUUUGAUCAUGGUGCAUUAAUAUGUCUUCUAAAUAGUUGUGUAUUUUUUUGCCAAACACGGUGGCUUUUUGUCUAUUAUUAAUAUUUAGUUAAAAGUACCAUUACAUAUCACGUUACUCGCUUUCCAUACUUUGUUAAACACCCUAACUUGAAAAAGUCAUGAUUAGUCUGAAAUAUGGUCUUGUUAUGCUAAAAAGCAUCCCUCGUUAGACCUUUGGGAUAUUAAACAUUGUUUCAUGUAUUCAAUAUGGACUGAUGCUGCGUAGUAAUUUUAUGGGGAAUAUGCCAGAAAACGUAGCAAGUUUGUUUGUUUUAAUUGAGAUAAAUAGCUGGCAGCAGCCUUAUAAUACAUAAAUCCUGCUGUGAAAUGUAAUAUUUAACCUGCAAAAGGAAAACUGAAGUUCUCAGAAGCUGGGGGUUUUUUUUAUCCUUAUCACUCUCUAUGAAAGGCAUGCAGCAACAUUACUAUUUCAAGAGCGUUUAAUAUUUUGCCACACAUCCUAAGUGCAGAAUAAAUAUGGGAGUUGAACAGAAUCAAUAAAUGCUGUGUAUGUCAACCCUUCUGGGAUCAUCAGAUGUUGAAGAACUGCAUUCAGCCACUCAACCAGAAGAAAUGGAAAGAGCGAAAAGACCAGCUUUAAAAAAAAAAAAAUCUUAAACUGCGUACGUCUCUCCCACUGGAUUCAAACAAAUAUGUUCAGAUGAGAUAAGGAGGAAUUUUAGCAACCAGUCUGAUCAUGUGCUAUAUGUAAAUUUUGGAUCUAAGCAUCGUCUAACUAAAUACAUUAUUCCUAUUUAUUAUGAAUUUCUUCAAGUUUCAUCUUAAUACAGAAAUACCGUAAUUUUUUAUGUUUAAGUACUGUACUAUGAUAUCACUGAUUGUGGAAUCAGAGGCGAAACUAUUCAGUUAGACCACUAAUUUAAAAAAAUUUUGGUGGGCAGCCACUAACAUACUACACUGUUAAAUUUGUCCACUACAAAAUAGGGAGGCAAAAAUAAUAAACAGUAGAUCCAGCAGUAAAAAACUACUACUUCUACCUUUAAGUAAAGUUGUUACUUUCAGUCUUGCGACUAGUUGCACUUUUUUGUGAAGUAUUUUCAGCAGUUGAUAAUUAUUCAGCCGACACGUAAAAACAUUAUCCAUCCUAUAAAUACGCAUGUAUAACACUUCUCGAAAUUCUGCUUCAGCAAAUAAUAACUAAAAAAAAAAAAAUCCCCCCUUACUGAUUAGAAGUCAUUUAACCCAUACUUGAUUUGAAAUGCAUAGUAUGUCUUUUUCAUUGUUAUUUUCUGGGUAUCUUACCAUGCAUUGGUGGUGAUCUGGAUUAAAUCUCCAUCAGUGUUUGCUCAUUAUUGAUUAGUAUAGGAGUUUUCAAGUGUAUCCAAGUACUUCAUUUAUAUACUGCCAGAUGUGAAGGAGCUGCAGGAAAAAAAAAUGCAAAUUUUGAUUUCACAACAACACAUUCAGGAUUUUAAAUUACAUAAAUGUAUAAUAUAAUGGAUAUGAGAAGCUGGAUAGAAUUUUCUUCAUAUAGCAUUGCUAAUGAUGAUUGUAAGAUAUAAAUUAAAUGUAGUGCAAUAUUUUUAAAUAUGUUGAAUGGGGUGGGGGUGAAAUAGUUGUAUUUUAGUGAUGAGAAGGAGAACAUAAAACUCUUAUCUGGCAUUAACUACAGCAAGCGCUGGCUCUUGAGGGAAAAGUUGUAAUACUACAUUCCUGAUGUACUCUUUGCUUCCAUGCUUGACUGUAAAUAGCUGAAAAUAAAGAAUACCAUAGAAAACAGAAUCUUGACUUAGUGCUAUCUAGAUAGGUGGCAGCUGCACACAUUUAUGGAAAUGCUGCCUGAUAUGAUUUUGUUGGCUAUGACUUUAUCAUAAGAACAAGCUUUAAUAAAAUAGUUUUGCUACAUUA
Molecule: messenger RNA, 5842 nt
Organism: Alligator mississippiensis (American alligator)
Lineage: Eukaryota; Metazoa; Chordata; Crocodylia; Alligatoridae
Gene: PDZD8
Product: PDZ domain containing 8
Exons: 5
Coding region: 121-3450 (1109 amino acids)
Biological process (GO): mitochondrial calcium ion homeostasis
Cellular component (GO): mitochondria-associated endoplasmic reticulum membrane contact site
Molecular function (GO): protein binding; lipid binding
Source: RefSeq, a predicted model, not a curated record